This is a messenger RNA of Cooperia oncophora, 240 nucleotides long. Lineage: Eukaryota; Metazoa; Nematoda; Chromadorea; Rhabditida; Trichostrongylidae. The record is from the annotation of a GenBank genome assembly.
AAACUCACUACUUCUUUCAAGGCUUCACAGUAUGCUGCACAUCUCUACGAUGCGUUUUAUAUAUACGCAGUUGCCCUGAAUCGUACGUUGGCCCAGAAUCCUCAGAUGGCUGCGAUGAAAAAUGGAAGCCAGAUCAUGAACAAUGCUGCGAUGUACUUUGAAAGUAUUUCGGAAAUGGUGGAGAUUGGACCAAACGGCACUCGUUAUCCGUCUUUCUAUCUGGAUUCGUUUGAACGAUGA